Molecule: messenger RNA, 438 nt
Organism: Clonostachys solani
Lineage: Eukaryota; Fungi; Ascomycota; Sordariomycetes; Hypocreales; Bionectriaceae
Source: the annotation of a GenBank genome assembly
AUGGCUUCGGACGAAAUCCCGGAGCCCUCAUCUGUCAACAUGGGAAAACGACCAGCCCCAGACGAACACGCUCCCGCCGAGAACCAGGGCCUCGACGCCCCAAAGGCUAGCGACGAGCGCCCCAAGAAGAAAGCCGCGACCAAGACCAAAGGCGAGAGGCUUUUCGAUGAAAUCACCAAGACACCCGAGGCGUUUUGGUACGAGCACCGUGGCUGCAUCGACGUUGAUGUGAUUUCUGACUACAUCGCCGCUCACAAGACGUAUGAGAAGAAAUUGCAGAAAUGCACCCAGGACGAGAGCGCCCAGCCGCCGAAAGAACCCACCCUAAGCGAUUAUACCACCGGCGAUACCGUUUCUCAUUGUCUUUGGGAUAUCUUGAAUCAUGAUGAUUCUGAAGAGAUGAAGGCCGCGGUGCCCAAGUUUUCUUUAUACGAUUAA